CAAGUUUCUUCUAGCCGUCGGGUCUGAUCUUGUAAAUAUUUGGAAAACAAUCAUGACGAGAAGAGACGUGUUGUUCCAAAUUCUCUGGUGUUUAGGAUCUGCUACCGUUUCCGACGCAUUCAUCCCGGGAACGGUAGGACGAUUUCCGAUUGUUCCCCCGGUGGCGAGCACCGCCAUCCGUGGCAACGAUCUGGGCAGCAACACCGUCCACAAGGAGAAUUUUGACAUUGUUAGAGUGGAUUUGGACGAUGGACGAGACUAUCCCAUUUACAUUGGCACGGGGUAUUCGGAAGAACAAGCAACGGAAAUUCUGCAAUCUCAUAUCAAGGGAAACAAAGUUCUGAUUGUGACGAAUGAUCGUAUCGCUCCCAUGUAUUUGGAAAAGUACGCAAAUCUACUCAAGGCCGGCGACAAGCUGUCGGUAGAGACGUUGGUGGUGCCCGACGGAGAAGAGCACAAAAAUAUGGAAAUCAUGCAGACCAUUCUCGACAAAUGUUUGGAGACCAGUUUGGAUCGGAAAGCGACACUAGUGGCCCUGGGUGGCGGGGUAAUUGGAGACAUGGUUGGCUUUGCGGCCGCCAUUUACCAGCGGGGAGUUAACUUUGUCCAGGUACCGACCACCGUCAUGGCCAUGGUGGAUUCGUCCGUCGGGGGAAAAACGGGAGUAAAUCAUCCGGGUGGUAAAAAUAUGAUUGGAGCCUUUCAUCAGCCACAGUGCGUCUUUGUGGAUACGGAGACGUUAUCGACCUUGCCCGACCGGGAAUUGCAGAGUGGGAUUUCCGAGAUUGUCAAAUACGGAUUGAUUCGGGAUAAGGAAUUCUUUGAGUGGCAGGAGGAUCACAUGGAACGAAUGAUGGCCCGAGACCCAGAAGCUCUGCGUUUCGCCAUUACGCGAUCUUGCCAAAAUAAGGCCGCGGUGGUCAAGGCGGACGAGAAGGAAGCCGGCCUUCGCGCCACUCUCAACCUGGGGCAUACGUUUGGACACGCUAUUGAAAAUCACUCCGGGUACGGUACGUGGUUGCAUGGUGAAGCCGUUGCAAUUGGUACGGCCAUGGCAGCGACAAUGAGUGCACGAAUGGGAUGGAUCGAGCCCCAGCUAGUACAGCGAAUAUACAAACUUUUGGAACGUGCCAAACUGCCGGUCGAGCUUCCACCGGAUUCUCCAAUGGACCGCGAUUCGUUCUUGAAACUGAUGAGUGUGGAUAAAAAGGUCGAAAACGGUAACUUGAGAUUAAUCCUCCUGAAAGGAGCGCUGGGAAAUUGUGUGUUUACCGGAGAUUUCGACGAGCAAGCCCUUUUGGACACAAUUGACGAAUUUGUAGCGGAAUGCUCCGGAGUGAAAAAAUAA
This is a messenger RNA of Phaeodactylum tricornutum CCAP 1055/1, 1348 nucleotides long. It is a transcript of the gene AroB, whose product is annotated as 3-dehydroquinate synthase. Gene Ontology annotation, cellular component: cytoplasm. The record is from RefSeq and is a predicted model, not a curated record. The transcript has 2 exons. Gene Ontology annotation, molecular function: 3-dehydroquinate synthase activity. The coding region runs from base 53 to 1348 and encodes 431 amino acids. NCBI's taxonomy places the organism in Eukaryota, Bacillariophyta, Bacillariophyceae, Surirellales, Neidiaceae. Gene Ontology annotation, biological process: aromatic amino acid biosynthetic process.